AUGAGAGGAACAGUAUACAAUGACCAUUACCUUGUGACAACAAGGAUCUGUCUAAAGUUGGCAAGAGCUGAGGGCAGGAAGAACGUCAGGGAAAGGUUUGACGUAAGUAAACUGCCUAGUGAAGAGCUCAGGAGGAAGUACAACACUGAGGUGAGGAAUAGGUUUGGAGCUCUAGGAGACAUAGAUGAUCCGGAGGAAGAACACGAUAUGAUUUUGACAACAUACAGAGAUGGAGCAAAGAGAGUCUUGGGGUGGUCAAAGAAACUUAGUAGGCCAUGGAUAGGAAGCAAAACAUCGGAAAAGAUCAAGGAGUGAAUAUCUUGUUAAGAUAUUCAAGAAAGGUUGUUUGCACGAAUGCAACAACUGGAGAGGAGUGAAGUUACUAUGUACAUGUCACUAGAAAGAUAUUCUGUAGGAUGCGGUUGGAGCGGAUCAAGAAAGGUGUAGACACGAAAUUUGAAAGGAGCAGGCUGAGUUUGGACCCAAGAAAAGUACAACCGAACAGAUCUUUAUAUUUAGUAACAUCUUGAGCAGGCAAAUGGGUGGAAAGCGAGUCUGUAUCCGCACUUUGGAGCAAAAAAAGUCUUUAAGAGGUCAAAGAAACUUAGCAGGCCAUGGACAGGAAGCAAAUAAUUGAAAAAGAUCAAUGAGAGGAAAGAGGCAAAAUUGAAAUUGGAGGGUACAAGAUCGGAACAACUGACAGAG
This is a messenger RNA of Porites lobata, 705 nucleotides long. The record is from the annotation of a GenBank genome assembly. NCBI's taxonomy places the organism in Eukaryota, Metazoa, Cnidaria, Anthozoa, Scleractinia, Poritidae.